Chinchilla lanigera (long-tailed chinchilla) is the source of this 2971-nucleotide messenger RNA. It is a transcript of the gene Plp1, whose product is annotated as proteolipid protein 1. The record is from RefSeq and is a predicted model, not a curated record. Gene Ontology annotation, cellular component: plasma membrane; myelin sheath. Bases 144 to 977 code for a protein of 277 amino acids. The transcript is spliced from 7 exons. Gene Ontology annotation, molecular function: structural constituent of myelin sheath. NCBI's taxonomy places the organism in Eukaryota, Metazoa, Chordata, Mammalia, Rodentia, Chinchillidae. Gene Ontology annotation, biological process: central nervous system myelination; axon development.
GAGAAGAGGACAAAGAUACUCAGAGAGAAAAAGUAAAGGACUGAAGAAGGAGACUGGAGAGACCAGGAUCUGACCAGCUGAACAGAGUCAGACGCAAAGCAGACUAGCCAGCCGGCUGCAAUUGGAGUCAGAGUCCCAAAGACAUGGGUUUGUUAGAGUGCUGUGCAAGAUGUCUGGUAGGGGCCCCCUUUGCUUCCCUGGUGGCCACUGGAUUGUGUUUCUUUGGAGUGGCACUGUUCUGUGGUUGUGGACAUGAAGCACUCACUGGCACAGAAAAACUAAUUGAGACCUAUUUCUCCAAAAACUACCAGGACUAUGAAUAUCUCAUCAAUGUGAUCCAUGCUUUCCAGUAUGUCAUCUAUGGAACUGCCUCUUUCUUCUUCCUUUAUGGGGCCCUCCUGCUGGCUGAGGGCUUCUACACCACCGGUGCAGUCAGGCAGAUCUUUGGCGACUACAAGACCACCAUCUGCGGCAAGGGCCUGAGCGCAACGGUAACAGGGGGCCAGAAGGGGAGGGGUUCCAGAGGCCAACAUCAAGCUCAUUCUUUGGAGCGGGUGUGUCAUUGUUUGGGAAAAUGGCUAGGACAUCCCGACAAGUUCGUGGGCAUCACCUAUGCCCUGACCAUUGUGUGGCUCCUGGUGUUUGCCUGUUCUGCUGUGCCUGUGUACAUUUACUUCAAUACGUGGACUACCUGCCAAUCUAUUGCCUUCCCCAGCAAGACCUCUGCCAGUAUAGGCAGUCUCUGCGCUGAUGCCAGAAUGUAUGGUGUUCUUCCGUGGAAUGCUUUCCCUGGCAAGGUUUGCGGCUCCAACCUCCUGUCGAUCUGCAAAACAGCUGAGUUCCAAAUGACCUUCCACCUGUUUAUUGCUGCGUUUGUGGGGGCUGCGGCCACACUGGUUUCCCUGCUCACCUUUAUGAUCGCUGCCACUUACAACUUCGCCGUUCUUAAACUCAUGGGCCGAGGCACCAAGUUCUGAUCUCCAGUAGAAAUCCCCCUUUUCCCUAAUAGCGAGGCUCUAACCGUAUAGCCUACAACACUGCGUCUCCCGUCUUAACUCUGCCUUUGCUGCUGACUGGUCCUCUUCUUACUUGAUGAGUGUAACAGGAUAGGAGAGUCUUGCAGUGAUUAAUUCCUCUGUGUGGACUCUCCCUCUUAUGUACCUCUUUUAGUCAUUUUGCUUCACAGCUGGUUCCUGUGAGAAAUGGGAAAUGUGUGAGGUGACUCCCCAACUGCAAGUUACAAAGAAAUGGAAGCUCUAAUUCAAUUUCUAAGCAUCUCCUGAGGACUUAGAAGUACUUCCUUCUCAAAGGCCUCUUCCACGGAUGGAAACAAAAUGGAAAGAAAGAUGUUCAGGUAGAGAGAAGGAAUGUCUUUGGUCCCUUGCCAUCUAGAGGGGCCAAAUAUAUUCUCCUUGGCGUACAAAACAGAGAACUCAUUCCUGUCUCCCUAUUAGCACUACAGAUAGAAGGGAAAAUACCAUCAAAAUAAUAAGAACAUUUGCCCAAAUCUGCCUAUGCAGCUGGGGGAAGGGAGGUCAAAGCAAGGAUCUUUCACCCUCAGAAAGAGAGCUCUGACCCCAGUGGUGAUGGACUAUUUAAGCCCUAACUCAGCCAAUCUUACUUAUUGUAUAAGGAAGCAUUAGUGUCUGUGUAGACUAAGGGGGCAUCUGGCCUUAUACCUAGUUAGGAAGAGAAACAGGGUGUUGUCAGCAUCUUUUCACUCCCUUCUACUUAAUAACUGCUACCAUGGCAACCCUGUGGUUUCCAAGGAGCUGAGAAUAGAAGGAAACUAGCUUACUCAGAAAAAAAGAAGACAGGCCUAAAGAGCAACAGUUACUGGCGGCUAGUGGCGUAGCUCAGGAUGGCCCUCUGGUAGACACAGGAUAGAUAACUCUUUGGAUAGCACGUCUUUUCUUCUGUUCAAUUAUUGUGUGCUCUGGCCUCUGUCAUAUCUUCACAAUGGUGCUCUUUUCAUAGGGUUUUACCCGUUCAGUCAUAGUAAGUGAUUUGAAGAUCUUGACUUGUUUCAGAACGAUGCACAUUUCACAUUUUACAAUUUGCUUAUCACUUGUUUGGGGUUGUAUCAGAAAGGUCUGGAGAAUGAGUCUUUGAUUAUAUUUCUUCUUUUAAAAAAGGACAGCUGAACAGUCAACAUCAGAAAUGAUAUUUAAAAUUGGCUAGUAAAAAAUAAAAUAAAAUAGGCUAGUUCCGUGAAACUAUUGGAAUUUUCUACAAGUAUUCUGCCCUUUGUAGAAACAGAUUCGGUGAAUUUGAUCCUUAAUUUGAAUAACCUGUUUGAUCAUUUUUUCCAGCUAAUCAGAGAUUAUUUUGCUUAGUGAUGUUAUCUUGGCAUGUUAAGAGUUUGAUUUACCAUAGAGGUUAUUUUUUCCUGGCGUAGAUUGCAUAACGGAAUGCACCAGCUGUCAGCUAUUCAGUUGGCAAACUUCCAUGAAAAAGGACAGAAGAGUUUGAAACCUGAACAGCUUCUGGAUUUCAGUCUUUUUCUGUUUUUGUUAACUUUGGGUUAAACAAAUAUAUAUAUCACACUGAUUCUUACUGAAGGCAAGAAUUUUAUAGCAGUUCUUUGGUUUUAAAGAAUUAUGUUUUCUUUUCCCCUAAAGCGGUUUAGGUUUUAGCAAUGUUUAGGAGACGUAGUAUCUUUACAAAAAGAAGCUUGAUAUUUAUUUUUAGACCAGAAUACAAGAUGAGCUUCCAGGCUACAUAAAGGGAGGAGAGGAAAAAGGCUCUAUAAGAAACCAAUCAAGAUCAAGGAAAGUGAAGUAAUACAUAUUUUGUGUUUUGUUUUGAUUUAAUAACAUAACAAAUAACCAACCCUUUUCUGAAAACCUCACAUGAAUACAUAUACACAUGUACACACACAAAGAAAUUUAAUCAACUGAAAGUGUUUCCUUUAUUUCCGAUAUAGAAUUUCAAUUUUAACACACAUAAAGAAUAAACUUUUAGAAACUUA